ACAUCCUGAUUAUAAUAACGCGAAUACGUCGAAACUUUUGUUUGGAAUAGUUAAGCAUAACAACAAGAGCUAUAUGCAUAAUUUUCUACGGAUUGUUUAGUUAUUUGGACGUAUAUAUGAUAUAAAGGCAAAAACAAAUUAAGUGUCCGAUCGAUCGUUUCGAAAGUAACUUAGUGACGGAUUGCUAGUGUGAUUUAAACUGAGACCGCGAUUUACUUAACAAAACUGUUUGAUAAAGAAGAGUCAUGGUUGGAUACGUCCUCAGUGUCUCCUGCUUAGUCAUCGCCCUGAUGACGUCACGUCACGUGACCGGACAGGCGAAUGACGUGGCACAGCUGAACAGAAGGCUUACGCUCAUCAAGAGUUCCAUCGACCGCGAUAUCAGCGACCUGAAGCUCCAGUUCGUGGAACUGAAGAUGACCGUCGAACAGCUUAUCGUCAGCAACGCCAGUGUUGGGUCUUCUAUUGUCGACCCAUCGAUCGACUACGACUAUGGACAGAGAAAGGCAGGUGUUAGUCAAAAAGAGAUCACAGACCUGAAAACCAAGUUAAAUACGCAUACAAGCCGACUUGACAGAUUAUCUGCUACAAUCACCAAUAUUCAAGUGGAAUCGUCCGAAAACAAAAGAAAAGUCGACAAACUGGUCGGUGAGAAGGAAGACGAAGAAAAAAGACGCGAACUAAUCAACAACUUAAAAGCCGAACUGCUUCUCCAGUUAAACGCAGACAUUGAAGCGAAAUGCGGCGACAGAGUCAAUGCGCUACAAAAGUCCUUUGAACAAACCGUAACUGUUAUGAAAAAAGGUUAUAGGGACCUGAAAACGCACGUGAAUGGAAUAUCGAAAUUCGACUCGCACGCCGUAAGUCGGAACGAAGUGAGUGUCCUCGUGCUCGAUCAAAUGAAUAAUCUUUCCCAGUCGGUGAUCUCUGAACAAAACAAACUGAGUUCGAGGAUUGACAAGGCAGUGGCGAAUAUGGUAAGAUUGGAUGUUGAAGUGAACAAACUCGAUGGCCUAUUCAGAGUGAUUGACGAGCUGAAAACCAAGACAGACACGUGCUGUACAGGGCAGCAGCCAGGUUCCCAGUCCGGAGUUUCGCAGACGCCGCCCCCUAUAUUCGGCACCACGAUUGUCCCCAACGGUUUCCGAAUAAAGGCGGUAUACGGGAGCGAUCUUGCCAAGCACAUUGAUAUCGGGACCAGGGUCGUGCGGGGAGCAGACUGGGCCUGGGGUGAACAGGACGGCGGGGGUCCGGGCACCGUGGAUUCCUGGUACGGAGGGAGUCGGGCCAACCAACAGGUAAUGGUCACGUGGGACAAAGGCACAACGAAGCGCGCCAACUACCGCGUCGGCGCAUACGGCAAAUAUGACCUGUUCAUAUUAGCCGAAGGACAAUAAGUGCACUCUACACCCGAUAGUUAUGACGCAAUUGUACGUUUGGCAACAAGGUUCUCCUGCACCUAAUUGGCGCUUCCGACACUGUAUGACCUGUUGGUCGCACACCUUGUCGGCUUAUACGAACAUUACGAUUAGUACAUAUUGGAAGAGUGACAUUUUUAUUGACCCAUAGAUACGCCUUAAUCACAAAUUAUUCGUAGAUAUGUCAAUGGUUAAUAAAAUCGGAGUAUUA
Dreissena polymorpha is the source of this 1629-nucleotide messenger RNA. RefSeq lists its product as uncharacterized. The coding region runs from base 246 to 1397 and encodes 383 amino acids. NCBI's taxonomy places the organism in Eukaryota, Metazoa, Mollusca, Bivalvia, Myida, Dreissenidae. The record is from RefSeq and is a predicted model, not a curated record. Gene Ontology annotation, biological process: protein ubiquitination. The transcript has 4 exons. Gene Ontology annotation, molecular function: metal ion binding; ubiquitin-protein transferase activity.